AUGGCCAAGCUCGCUGGGCUCGGGCUGCUUCUAUCGGCCAUCCCUGCGUUGGCCGUCAUCGCGACCGUGAAUUCGCCCUGUUUGUCCAUCUGCGGAGGCACCCAAAAGACGGUCGACGGCGAGCUGAUCUGCAACGAUGGCGAUUACAAUUCCACGGUCAAGGGCCUGACGAUGAAGAACUGUCUCCUUUGCGAAAGUACCAGUACCACCUACUCCACCCAGUUCGAUAGCGACAUCUACUGGUUCAUCUUCAACCAGAAAUACACAAUCCAGGUCUGCGUCUAUGAAGACUCCCCCUCGGCCUCGCUCUCCCCCUGCGAGUCGCAAUGUCUCCCCCUGAAACCCGUCUUCGAGACCCUCUGGUGGGGCAACAACGUGUCGCUGUACAACUACUGCACGCAGAACAGCAAUGCCUUUCCCACGUACGCGAGUGGCUGUUCCGAGUGUUUGAGAGGCAAAGCUGGUUCUAAGGUCAUGGGCAAUUUCAUGGAUAAUAUGGCGUCGGCGUGCAAGACGCAACCGAACGCGACCAAGGGGGAGACGGUCACUCUGGCUCGGCCGCUGUUUGAUCUAAGCGUUGCGACGAAUUCGACUGCGACGAGUACGGCUACUACGACGGGGAUGAGUACGCCUACGUCAUCGCCAACUUCUACAUCAUCAUCCUCAUCAGGGCUAUCGGGGGGUGCAGCAGCGGGAAUCGGGGUUGGCGUUGGAGCUGGCGUGAUCCUCAUCGGGGCGUUCGUCUGGGUUCUGUUCCGGCGACGUCGUCGCGCUGCACAACAACCUCCGUCGAUGUAUCCUCCGGCUGCUCCAGGGGGAGGCCAAGAAUAUGCUCACGCGAUGCAGCAGGAAGCAGCGCCGUAUGUAUAUCCGGUAGAGAGGAAUCCUUCGGGGCUGGUGGAGGCGCCCGACACAAAUGGGCAAAAGCCAGGAGGGACAUGGGCGGCAGAAUUACCAUCAAACCAUUAA
This is a messenger RNA of Aspergillus udagawae, 969 nucleotides long. RefSeq lists its product as uncharacterized. The record is from RefSeq and is a predicted model, not a curated record. Lineage: Eukaryota; Fungi; Ascomycota; Eurotiomycetes; Eurotiales; Aspergillaceae. The coding region runs from base 1 to 969 and encodes 322 amino acids. The transcript has 2 exons.